Macrosteles quadrilineatus (aster leafhopper) is the source of this 3579-nucleotide messenger RNA. Its product is annotated as AP-5 complex subunit zeta-1-like. Gene Ontology annotation, cellular component: AP-5 adaptor complex. Bases 73 to 2208 code for a protein of 711 amino acids. The record is from RefSeq and is a predicted model, not a curated record. The transcript is spliced from 13 exons. NCBI's taxonomy places the organism in Eukaryota, Metazoa, Arthropoda, Insecta, Hemiptera, Cicadellidae.
GUUUGUUUAGUUUUGACUAAAAACUAUGUGUUGAAUAAUUUCAGAUUUAACCAAAUAAAUUGGACUAAGACAAUGGAUUUGAGAAAAGUGUUAAUCCAGUCAAGGAAACUUCCUGCCCAGGACGUGGAAAGAUUGUGGGAAAGCAUAUACAAACAUAAUGUGAAAGCAGAGAUUCUUAGCUCUAUCUUAGCCUUUUACCAACAUCACAGAGUGUACCCGCCACCUGUACAGAGGGCGUUUGACUCUCUUCUUAUUGCGUUCACUGGCGCAAAGGUGCCUCGUAAGCUACGGACACUGCUCUUCCAAACAGUGGAGGAGAUGUGUCAUUGGCUUAGUCCCUCUUGUGUCACGGACACAGUGAAGCUGUCAAUGAGUCCUAGCGUUGUGGCCGGCUUGUUGCCGUGUUUCCUCAUCAACAAGGACAUUCCUCUACCCUCAAACAAUGCUUACGAGUGGUUGAUUGGCUCUCUGACAAGUCCAGGAUUGUGUUUAGAAGACAGAGCUAGAGUGUUGAGAUUUCUAAUGACAACACUACCAGGUGAUCUGACCCCUUCACUCAAUAAACAGCUGAUCUUGUGGCUCUCCUAUUCCCGUUCACCGCAGACGACAAGUGGGCUGUUCAGAUCAGCUGAUGUCACUGAGCUGGAUGGUUCUUCUGCUGUGGGCAUAUGCACAGCUUUCACCUUAGUUUCCAGUAUCAGUGAACUGCACUAUCUGAGCCUAGUGGCUUUUUCUGGCAUUAGAAAAUACCUGCGUUGUACCAGGGACUCGGUUGAUACAGCCCUGGUCAAUGCUGUGUGCAGUUACUGCAGCACGCUGUUGGCACAAGCUGGCAAGCGGCCUACCCAACCACACGACAAGCUGGUAGUGGCAGCGACGUUGGAGGAGGUGGUGAUGGUGUUAGCUGCAGUGGGACAAGUAGACCCGAGUAGCUCUGGGAAGUGUCAGCUGAUGAUGGGGAGACUGCUACACCUGGCGGAUCAGCUGAAACUCACAUCGCUGCUUGUCACUGUUUGGCAAUACCAGAUAGAACAAGGAAAGGAGAGCACUCUAACAGAUAGAAUAUUGGGAAACACCGUCAAAUCAGAGUUCAGCCAAGGUCAUAUAAGCCACAGAAUAGCCACAGUGUUGGCCAGAUUCGGCCAUGAUGUGCGUCUGGCCAGCCAGGUCGCUCGCUACUUGCCCAACAUCCUCAAACUGCUGGCCACUCACCCGUCAACACUGGUCGAAGAGUUCAUGGUCAUCGUCUCUUGUGCUACAUCAGAUAUCAAUCUUAUAACCGAGACACUUCAUUCUCUGCUUGAUCUGCCGGCACUCUCCGCCUCAGUAUGUCUCCACGAGAGUUCUCUCAACAUGUUGGUGCAGGCAGGGUUCAAAGUUCCGGUGCUGGUCUCUGCUAGACAACAGGUGGAAUCUGAUCCUAACCUCAAUUCUGUCUACCUUCACAUGAUGAGAACAGAAGCAAAAACAGGGGAAACUUUAGAUCUGCUCAAGUUGUAUCCUAACUAUUGGUCUGUGUUGAGAACGUUGUUUUCUUUGGGGUUGGUCGAUGUAUGUUCGCAAGUUUCUCAUCUUCUGCUUCAGGUGUUCUUGGAAUCUGUUUACAAAAACAAGGAAGCCAACAAGCUAAUUUUCCCUGUAUUGUUGUCAAGAAUUCCCCUCUUGUGUCCAAUUCCUGCUUAUCAGAAGUCUGUUUAUGGUGUUUUGUCCCAGUAUGUAUCGAAGGUAUCGUCACUACAGCCUGAACUGAUGGAACUAAGCUGCAUUAGUCAGUUUCUAUCAGUGUCAAAUUAUUGUCAACUUUGUCCACAACUGUUUGGAUCGUUGGUUGAAGCUGUCGGUAAACAUGUUAACACGGGACAAAAUGUCAGUGAAUGUUUUGAAACUCUAGAGGCUAUCUUACAUGAGUUCUUGCAAGAAAAGGCUACUAAGGAUUUGAAGCUGGAGACUUCCUUAUGUGACUCCCUUGCUAUGUUGACUUGCAGAAGUACAGGAUUGAUCCCUAGAGCAAUUAUUGCCUUCGAAAAACUUAUAAAAAAGCAAGAAAUUACUCCUGGAGAAGACAAAGACACUUUUUUACAACACACCAAAGAACUCAUUAGGAUUUUAAAAAGUCCAAGGUUAGCUCCCUUAGUGUUGACUCCAUCAUGCAAAGAAGACAGCACAAUUGCAUCUCUAGUCAAGGUCUUGCUUCAGUUCACAGAAUAGAUAUUAAGUAUAUACUGUGAUAAAACUAUUCCUUCUCAUCUAAAUAUUUUAAGCCCUUGAUACCCGACAAUGUUGGCUUCCUUGUACUGUUUAUAGUACAGAAAGCUGCUAAUUGCUGCAUAUUUAUACUUUGUCGUAUGGUUUAUACUUUGGCGCAUAUCAAGAUUCCAACGAAACAACACAAAACAGCGUGAUUCUAUUAUGCACGUAAUCCGUGUACGCUUGGAAAUAGGUUGGCAACACUUAAAGAUAAUAAUACUAUGAGCAGCUGAUUGACUAUUAUAACUACGAUUUAACCUGUCAUUUUGUGUUUAUAGUUUACGUUCUAAACGUUUUUAAAACAUUCCUACGAUCUUAAUAAACAAGAAAAUACCUUUAAAGCAAUUUUUUAGGCGCGGAAACCACUGCAAAUUACAAAAAUAUACGGAACUAUUUUCUCAAGUCGCGGAGCACAUUGCUUGCCGAGGAAAAAAUAGCGGAGUGAUACGGACCGGGGACUACUUUCUCUAGGGCACCUAUUUGUGUUGCCAGCUGAACCUAAAAACGUGUUGUACAGUGUUUGAAAGACUAAUUAUUUACAUGCUUUAUAGUGACUGUAGGAAAAAUAUAAUGUGUAACACGAGUGCAAAAGGCUUUGCUGCACUCGAGAUCAUUCUGCAUAUAGGUAAACGUUGCUCUCGUGUGCAGCAAAGUGCCACUUUGCUCACUAGUUACACAAAUAACUAUUUCUAUUGUCAAUGAUGUGCCUUAAACUUUUAAGAACCAUGUAUUGUAACAAAGUCAGCAAAUGUGAAUGUAGGAGUUGUUCUAAUAUGUUGCAACAUCUCAGAGCAGUUUGAUAAUUUAGAAUAAAAUAUAAACAAGGACAAGAGUGUAUUAGCCAUGUAAAAUUUUGAUCAACUUAGUUGAGUUUGUGAACAACAUGAAGUACUAUGCUGUCACCAAUAAAGCUUGUUCAUAAAACUAAUUUUACAAAAUUAAUUCCAUUAUUUUUACAAUUUGCUUAACCAAUAAUGGCCAAAAAGUACUAUUAGAUUUUUAAACAGUUUUUGUAAGAUAAUAUAUUUUUCAAUAUAUAUUCUAUUUUCUAGAGUUGAACUGUGGUCUACAUAUUCUAAAGGUGUAGCAGUGUAGCUCAUAAUAUCAUACCUUUUGGUCUUUAAGAAAGUUUUUCUAUGAUGAUAUAGUAUUUAAGACUGAUAUGUUAAAAAAUAAGUUAUUUUAUCUUUGAAUUUGUACUUUGUAUGUUUACUAAAUUUAGUAGACUGCAAUUAUAAUAUUUUAUUGUUACUAUUCUACAUGUUUUAUAUUUUUAUUACACAACAUUUAUUAUAUAUUGUUAAUUAUGAAAUAUAUUUUAUCCUAAUUUUA